Molecule: messenger RNA, 650 nt
Organism: Aethina tumida (small hive beetle)
Lineage: Eukaryota; Metazoa; Arthropoda; Insecta; Coleoptera; Nitidulidae
Exons: 3
Coding region: 20-592 (190 amino acids)
Source: RefSeq, a predicted model, not a curated record
AUACAUUCGUGUAGUAAACAUGGCUUUUAAAUUGUUGUUAAGUGUCUUGUGUUUAUCUUUUGCUUUAUCCCAACAAUUUAUUAUUGUUAAAGAUGGAUUUGGCAAAGAAUUAUAUUUGCAAUUAAGGCACAAAAGAGAAACUUCAGUACAGGCAUCAGGUCAGGGCAGUAAAGUCAUAGGUCUUACAGUGGAACAAACUGGAGGCAUUGAAAGUUGGGGUGGAGGAGAUCACGUAGUCAAAGGUGGAGGAAUCGUCCAUAAAACCGUUGGUGGGCCCAUUUCUACUGGAGGAUCACUCUCUUAUAAUCAUGAGCCUUCAAAUACACAAUUAAAAGUAUCGGGUGUGCAUACCCCAAUUUGGGGCAAUGAUGUGACGGCUGAGGCGUCAAAAACCUUAUUUUCAAAAGGUGGAGCUGAACUCAGUGCCUCUGCUGGAGUUUCGCAACACCUUGGAGGUUUGCCUGGAAACGGAAAACCUGAAGGUAAUGUGGCAUUGAAGUUUGAAUACAGACCUCCAGUUCAAGCGCCUUUGCCACCUGAUGUUCAGCAGAUGAUUUGCAGGAUGACCAGACCAGCUUACUCUUGUCCAUGAUCUAUUGAAUUUUAUAUUUGUUUUCGAAUAUUUAUUAAUAUAUGUAUAGUAAUUUAAA